Messenger RNA from Symbiodinium natans, 1980 nucleotides. The record is from the annotation of a GenBank genome assembly. Lineage: Eukaryota; Dinophyceae; Suessiales; Symbiodiniaceae.
AUGCAGCACAGGCUGCCCAGGCGGCCCCGGCGGCUCCAAACCAGGGCGGCUUCCACUUGUGUUGGCCCCGCGGCGGUGAGGAUGAGGAUUCCAUGCUGGCCUUUGCUGGGAAGGUUCAUUCAGCCGCCUUCAGAGUUCCUCCAGAGCUAUCUGGGCCAUGUGGGUGGCAAGGUGAAGAGCCCGUUCCCACCACAAAUACGUGGCUUGAGGCGUGUGAAAGAGGAGCUCAUGCAGGAGCCGCCACAUGUACUGGCCAGCGUCGAUGCCGACAUCUCGCGCUUGAUCCUGGCGCUUGCUGGGUUCGAGCCCUCCCUCAGCGGCCGCAGCGACCUGAUCGCCUGGAGCGCGACCACAGAGCCAGAAUGGCCAGAAAGGGACUUGGAGGAGGACUUGGAGGACUUGGAGUGGUGGCACGAUCUGAGCCACGAACAUGUGGCCUUCGCGAGCCGGCGUCAGCUGGGCUUUCUUUACCUCAUGGCGCCGGACGACGUGGCAGAGCUGGAACUCCAAGAUGCUAGCGGCCAUGGCCCUGUGCUUCGACUUGAGCAUCUGCCCAGCAGCAGGCUGCUGGUCUUUCGAGCGGACCGCUUCUGCCUUUCCUCCUUGGCCUUUCAAGGCGGGGCCAACCCGGACGAAGCCUGCGCUCUGGUAGCUUGGGCCACGCAGCCAGCUCCUCUCCACCUCCAGGCCUUGAACACCGGGCGGCGCGUCUGGACUCCGAGCCACGAGUGUGGCUGCCUUGUCAGCCUCGGCCUGCGAGUUCCUGCAGCCAGCAGCCUGGAGGAGAUCCUGGGCCCCUACAUCGCCAGCUGCGAUGCGCAGAUCCAGGUGCCCACCACGCGCUUCGACACCUCCGCAUACUUCGUGGAGGACUUCGACUUCCAGCCCUGGCGCAACAGCUACCAAGUGCACGGCGGGCUGCUGGAGGACUCUGUGGCCUUCAGCUUCCCUCUCGACGCCUUCGGAAUGUCGGAGACCGAAGCUAAGGCCAUGGCGCCCAAUCAGAGGAAGGUCCUGGAAGUGAGUGCCGAGUGCUUCCAGCGCGCUGGCGUGGCCGAUCUGAAGGGGAGGAAGAUCAUGGCAGUGAUCGGCGACUGUGGCUCCGAGUGGUGGAAUACGGUGAGCAGCGUGGACGAGCUUGUCAGGCCGGGGCCGCCUCCUUCGCUGUACCUGACGGCGUCCUUGGUGUCCCAAGUGUUGGGCCUGGUGGGCACGAGCCUCACCGUGGACACGGCCUGCUCCGCGGGACUUACCGCCCUGUGCGUGGGCCUGGCACAGAGUGAGAGCUGCCUUGCCGGCGGGGUGAACAUCCUCAGCGAUCCGGGAGUGUACAUCAGCAACUGCGCGCAGGGCAUGCUCUCCAGGAGAGGCCGCUGCUUCACCUUUGAUGGUUCUGCCGAUGGCUACGCGCGGGGCGAGGGCUGCUGCUUGGCCUACGUGGUGCGGCGGAGGGAGCAAAGCGACGGCGUUGGCCGCGUCCUUGGCUUCGAGGUGAAUCAAGAUGGGCGAAGUGCCAGCAUGACUGCCCCUCAUGGGCCAUCCCAGCAGAUGUGCAUCCGAGCAUCCCUGGCGAAGGCCCAGCUGAAUCCAUCCGACCUGGCCACUGCGGAGUGUCACGGUACAGGCACCCCUCUUGGAGAUCCCGUGGAGGUCAACGCUCUUCGUUCGAUGCGAGGCUCGGGCACAGAGCCACUGCUUCUGACCAGCUCGAAGAGCAACGUGGGGCACCUCGAGGCCAACGCUGGGAUGCUGGGCUUGGCGAAGUGCCUGGUGAUGUGCCAGGGCCGUUCUUUGCCCAACUGCCACCUGCAUGCCUUGAACCCGCACUUGACGGAGAAGUGGCCUGCCUCCUUCCUUACGGAGCUGACGUCCUGCCAAGCGCCGGUGCCGACAGCUGGUGUGUCGUCCUUCGGCGUGUCUGGCACCAAUGCACACGCCGAUCUCUGGGCCGGGCUUUCUGACACGAGGAAGUCCUCGUAA